Molecule: messenger RNA, 1056 nt
Organism: Penicillium manginii
Lineage: Eukaryota; Fungi; Ascomycota; Eurotiomycetes; Eurotiales; Aspergillaceae
Exons: 7
Coding region: 1-1056 (351 amino acids)
Source: RefSeq, a predicted model, not a curated record
AUGGGAUUGAGUAGUUGUGUCUCGGCCAAUUGCACCAUCAAGGAGGGCCUCACCACGCUUAAUGUCACCAAUACUGAAUGUGGAGCUCCGAUCAGAGAUCGUACUUCUCUAAGUAUUGUGAUCCCGGCAGUUGGCCUGUGCGUUUUGGUGUUCGUCGCAUUGCGAAUAUACACGCGCCUUGUUAUCAAGAAACUAGAAAUUGGCUUAGAUGACUGGGCAACUAUUCUUCUCGGGUGCAUUAUGGUACCAGUUAAUGUCGGCUCGAUACUGCUUGGAAAAGCUGGCCUCGGGAAGGAUAUGUGGACUCUCGAAUUCACUAGCAUUACUCGAAUUCUCUAUCUUUUCUACAUUCAAGAGCUCCUCUACAUCACUUGCAUCUCGCUCACAAAGAUCUGCUUCCUCCUCUUCUACCUCCGAAUCUUCCCCUCCGAUCGAAUGCGUCAUGUCAUAAAGGCCUCCUGCAUAGUGACAGUUUGCUACGGCCUCACUUUCUUGUUCGCCUUCGCAUUCCAAUGCUCACCAGUUAGUUUCAACUGGAACGGCUGGGCCGGAGAACAUGUAGGAAAGUGCGUGCAUACAAACCCUCUGGUGGUAUCUGCCGCGGCGAUCAACAUUGUAUUGGACGUCUACGUUAUCUCCCUGCCUAUUCCCAAGGUACUUAAGCUCCAGGCUUCGAUCUCGACAAAGAUUCAAGUCAUAUUCAUGUUCGGAGUGGGCUUCUUGAUCACUGGCGUCAGCAUCUAUAGAACCAUCAUGCUCAAACUCUUCGCCACCAGUACGAAUCCAACAUGGGACAAUGCCGCCGGCGGCUAUUGGUCUGUAAUCGAAAUCGACGUUGGAGUUUUCUGUCUAUGCAUGCCAGCCAUGCGCUCCUUGCUCGGUCGCCUAUUCCCGAAAGUAUUUAGGUCCACGAAAGGGACACGGACGAGCAGUUCAGGACAGCCGCUCAGCCACAAGAAAAUUCGAAUGGCUGACAGUAGCGGCCCGAACACGAGUUUUGUUCAGUUGAUUGAGAUGGAUCAUACGGGGAAUUUGAAAAGUCAUGGGGAUGCUUAA